AGUCAGGCUUUGCAGAGGCAAGAAAGCCCCAGCAGGAUCAGAUACUGGAGGGACUCUGAAAUUCAUCAGGUUCAUAUUUGGACUCUAUUUAAAAAAUCUCCUGGAUUUAUCUGAAGGGCAGACUGCAUCAUUCAUCCAUUCUGACCCCUGGACUCUGCUGGUACUUCAAUGGACUUUAUUUUGGACUCUGCUGGACUGUUGUGGACUUUGAAAAUGAUUCCCCUGGACUGCAUUGGUUUCUAUUAGUUAUAACAGAAUCUGUGGACUCUGUUUAAAUGUGGCAGCAGUUUGCCGAUGAAUGGAGUUUGACUGAUUCUGCACUGUAAGGCUGUUUGUGUGAGAUUUCAGGUAAAUUAAGGGAAUCAGAUUUGAUUUUAGACAGAUCUGCUGGAAUUCAACCAAAUAUUUAUUAAAGACAACAAAAGGGAAGGUAAAAAAGACUAGUUUGGAAAGUCUCAGCUUGUUAGAUUAAUUUAAUUUGAGUCAGGUUUAUUUCUAAAGGAGGUAAAAAGUCUCAUCCUUAUUUAUUUUGACAGUAAGAGGGUACUCCCUCAGUUUUGGUCUAGAUUAACUUCAUGUCUCGGAGGAGGAUGCAUGCCAUCAGCAGUAGCAGCUGCAGCAGCAUGAGUCUCCUGUGUCUCCUGUGGCUGCUGACGGUCUGUCUGGCCCAGAGGCCAAGGGAGCCGGAGGGGGAGCAGCCAGCGGCCCGGGCUCAGCUGGAGGAGAGAGACGCACUCUGCCACCAGGAUGGAUGCUACAGCGUCUUCCUCCAGAAGAGGAGCUUCAGGGAGGCUGGGCGGAGCUGCCGGGAGCGAGGUGGGACCCUGGCAACGAUGCACACCCACGAGGCAGCGGGUGUGGUCCAUGAGCUGCUGUCGGCCAUCGAGGCGCAGGGGGCCAGACCCAGGCUGCGACUCUGGAUCGGGCUGCACAGACCGCCACGCCAGUGUUCGUCCACCAGACCCCUCAGAGGAUUCGUCUGGGUCACAGGAGACCAGGAUGGCCAGUUCACCCACUGGCUCCGUGAGGACACCCCCGGGACAUGUGCAGCCCCUCGCUGUGUGGCCAUGACGGUCCACAUUACCGAGAGUGGACGUGAGAGCAAUGAUAACUUCCGCUGGGUGGACGGCUCCUGCGCACUCCCAUUGGACGGAUAUGUUUGCCAGUACAACUACAAAGGAAUGUGCCCCCCGCUGGAGGAGGAGGAGGGAAGAGGUCCGGCUGUUUACACCACCCCGUUUCACCUGGUGAGCACCAUCCUGACACACGUGCCCUAUGGGUCCGUUGCUUCUGUAUCUUGCCCUGAAGAUCCCUCCAACCCGGACGCCAGUGCUGAGCAGACGGUGCUGUGCAUGGAGAGAGAUGACGAGACCAUCGGCUGGUCCAGGGAUGCCCCGCUCUGCUCCGCUGGUACAGCCCCAAAGAACCAGGACUGGUGUAGCGGGGACCACGGGUGUGAGCAGUUCUGCCAGAAUACAGACACAGACUACUACUGUUACUGCUCUGAGGGAUUUAGGAUAGACGAGGACGGGUACGCCUGCAUACCUGACCCCCUGAGUCAAACUGACCCACCUGAGUUGUCAGCGGACUCCGCCGGCCCCACUGAACAGCCCCACCUCAAGGAGGUCUGCGUGGAGAUGGGUUGCGAAUACAACUGCAUAGAGACUUCUCGGGGAGUCCGCUGCACAUGUCCUCCUGGAUACCAGAUGGGUCCAGACGGCCGCAGAUGUUCUGACGUAGAUGAAUGUCAGCAGCAACCAUGUCCUCAACUCUGUGUCAACACCCCCGGGACCUUCCACUGCACCUGCCAUGAGGGGUACCAGCCGGAUGAUGAGGGCGAGUGCGUGGAUGUGGACGAGUGCCUGGAUGAGGGCAGCUGUGAAGGCACUUGUAAGAAUACCGUUGGGUCCUUUGCAUGCCUGUGUGAUCAGGGGUACGAGUCCAGUAACGGAGACUGUGUAGAUAUAGAUGAGUGCGCAGGGGGGUCGCCCUGCCAGCAGCUGUGUCACAACAUCCAGGGGGGGUACCAGUGUUACUGUGACAACGGCUAUGACCUGCAGCCAGACGGACUUACCUGCCAGCCUUCAUCUGACGAUGGGGAAUAUUCCACUCUGACCCCUGACCCCAGUGACUCUGCUCACAUGCCUGACUUUGACCCCAAUCGUGAUCUCCCCUGGUCCAGCUCUUUCACCCUGGACCCAAACUUUGAGGAUGACUCUAACUUUGACGUUGACUGGCGGACAGACGCCCCUGAGGUGCUCUCUCCUGACAUGGAUCAUGGUUCAGAAAACCACCUGAACCAAUGGGACGCCAUUACACCAAAGCGAUAUCAGACAGCUCCACCCCCAACACAAAAAGGAAAUACAGGAAAUGAAAUCAAUAACGAGGCUGAAGCCAAGAGUGGAGGUAGAGCAGCCAGUGAAGGGGUGGGAGCCGAGACUGCAGAUGAUUCAGCCACUGGGCCGAAGGAUGGGGAGCAAUCAAACAUUAACGGUACAGAGGAUGUCGGCGAGGAAGAGGCAGGAUCUACAGGCAAACGUAAGCAUGACAAGAGCUGGCUCCUCGUGGCCCUGCUUGUGCCUCUAUGCGUGUUCCUCGUUGUGAUGCUGGCUCUUGGGAUUGUCUAUUGCACCAGCUGUGCUGUGGACAAAAGCCUGAGCUUCUCAAACUGCUAUCGCUGGAUACUCCCCACAACGCCUCCAGACAGAAGGAAUGGCAAAACCCAAGCAUGAACCCUAACAUGAACAAACACAGGUGCAUGAGCACAUGCACAGAUGUGUUGAAAGCCCAGAUGUUUGUUAACAUCCCUCUUGUGGUGCAGGACUUGUCACUGAAACAGCCAUUUGGAUUUAGUACAGCUGACUGGCUUUAUAAUUCAUCAAGAAAACCUAGUUCUGUCUGUUGCACAUCCUUUGUAAAUAAUUCACUCUCGUCAUGUUUUUAGAAUUCAAUAAAAACCAAUAAACUAAUGAAAUACUG
Molecule: messenger RNA, 2979 nt
Organism: Notolabrus celidotus (New Zealand spotty)
Lineage: Eukaryota; Metazoa; Chordata; Actinopteri; Labriformes; Labridae
Product: endosialin-like
Exons: 2
Coding region: 576-2732 (718 amino acids)
Molecular function (GO): calcium ion binding
Source: RefSeq, a predicted model, not a curated record